AUGGACCCUCAGUUUGGCGGGAACAAUGGGAACUCAGAACAGAACGAAUUUCUCAGUUUCAUCGAUUCUAGGCCGCUGCAGGAGGCUCCAAGUGCUGCAAUAACCCCACAGGCUAUUUUGGCGCGGUCUAGCAUGCAAACGUCGAACAGCAACCUACAAUCGGUGUCUCCUGCAUCAGUGAUGUCACCAAUGGUACAAACUCAGGGCUUGCCUUCAGUCACUACCCCACAGCAGGUUUUAACGCAGUCAAUUAUGCCACAGCAGCAACAGCAGCAGCAGCAACAACCAAUUGUACAACAGCAUGGCCCCACUCAUAGCCAAACGCCUGCAACGAGCUCUUCACAGGUACCUUCUAGAGCACCUUCACAGGCUCCCACACAAGCUCCCACUCCCCAGGCGAUCUUGAGCAACACAAAUGGCUUACAAGAUCCACAAUCACAAAACUCAAGUGCAAGAAACUCUUCCGGCUUCACAGAUAGAGCAGCAAUGUUUGCUGCGUUACAGCAGCGACAGAAACUCCAAAUGAUGCAACAAUCUGCGUCAGUAUCGGGCUCUCCUCAGGAAGCAGUUCAUGCAAGACCAUCCAUGGAGCCACAAUCACAAGCUUCUUCCACUGGACAGGUCCCACAAACCCAACCCGCGCUUACAGCCAGUAAUAAUGCAUCCCCAGCACAACAGCGACAAGCCAUACAAAACCUGGAUCCCGAGGUCCAGAGACGCGUAAGUACGGAAUUGAACAAUAAGCAAUUCGAGCUUUUCAUGAAAUCACUUGUGGAGAGUUGUAAACGGCGUAAUGCGCCACUUCAUUCUUUCCCCGAAAUCCAUGGCCGGAGAAUAAACCUUUUUGUCCUAUAUUCGAUGGUACAAAAGCUAGGAGGCAGCGACAGUGUAACCCGUCUGCAACAAUGGACGAUGCUUGCUCAAAAGCUUCAACUGCCCGAGGAUGCUGCGCGACAACUGGCUGCCCUUUACUAUCACCUUCUGGUUCCAUAUGAGCAGUAUCUAGCUUCCCCGGAGGGAUUAAAAGAAACGCAGUCUAAAAGGCUGUUUUUACAACAGUUUCUUCAGGAGUUACUGAAGAAAUUUAUGGGGCCAUAUCCAAGCGCGCCCUCUAAUGAGACAGGGAUUGGGGGUGGCUUCACUCCCGACGCCAGGAAUGAAGCUCUGAACGCGGCAAAGGUUAAGAAACCGCGGAAACCUAAGGCCACAACCAAAAAGAAGUCAAAAAAGGAUCUCGAAAAGGAAAUGAGAUAUCAACAAGAACAACUUCAAAAACGGCAUGAACUUCAACAAGAACAACAAAGCAAGCUUUUGCAAGAACAAAGGGCUAAGCAGCAACAGGAACAGAUGCGACUGCGACAACAGAUGGCCGUUCAACAGAGCAUUGAAUACCAAAAACUGCCGAAGGUUUACAAGCGUUCAUUCGCAAGGAACUACGUGCCAUCUAGCAGGGCUAUUGAAACCUCCAAUGGUUAUGACAUGAGAGCUGUUUCGCAAAUCGGCGAAAAGAUUGAUGCCAACAAACCUGUUUUUCUAUUUGCACCCGAGCUUGGUACUAUCAAUUUACAUGCUCUGUCAUUGUCGCUCUUAUCUGAUUGUGAUUCAGAGGUAAAUGUGGCCUUGAAUACUUUAUUAGUUACCAGUGCGGAUUCAAUUCUAGAUAUACCUUUGAAUCGCUCCCAAAGUUUGAUAGACUCACUGAGUAUUUUGGGAUGUCAGCUUUUGAGCAAACUUUGUAUAUCAGAGACACCCUUGCAGCAAACAAAAGGUGAUUAUUUGGAUGAAGUUGAUGUCAAGAGCGCACUCGACGAAAAUUCAAGAUAUUCCCGGGCAACUUGCAUGCUAGACGAAGUUUUCAAUUCUAACAGCAAGGAGUCUUCCGACGAAAAAGUGGUGAUCAAAGUCGAUUCCUUAACAGGUGUAGACUUGCGACAGGCCGUUCCUACACCCGAGAAUACUCCCGUGAACGCAUAUGAGACUGAAGACGAUGAGAGGGGUGUUGCAAACAAGAAAAACACUUAUGAAAAAGACUGGCACUAUCUUCCAGAGGCGCUUUGGCAUGCAGAUAAAACUGAAAACUGUAAACUAAAUCUCCCGUGCUACCUUGAGUCCUUAAGAAAUGUACGCGAUGAGGUUGACAGUCUUUUUACAAAAGCCAAUACCCGAGGGGCUGAGAACUAUCAACUGAUGAUGGUAGAUCAGCUGUCUACGAUUUCAAUGAUUAUACGAAACCUUUCCUUCGACGAAUCUAACACCACUCCCAUUGCGACGAAUAUUUCUUUCAAGCGAUUUCUCAGCGAUCUUCUUUGGGCUCUUUUUCUCCGAAGUGAUAGAUUUCUCUUCUCUCGCAAAACUCUGAAUUUCAAAAAGGACCUGAUAAUCAUACUAACGAAUGUGUCCCACCUAUUGGAGAUCGAUGAUCAUGUUACGGCGUGUUUGCUCGUGUUCCUGGUCCUCAGCUUCUCUGAAAGAAGAGCUUCAACAGAUGGAAUGCAAUUUCUCGAGCUUUCUGAGUAUUCAGUCAAAUUGAGCAAUUAUCAGAACUAUGGAGCGGACGUGCUUGCCAAAUUACUAUCAUUAGGAUACCCUAAUCGACUGUUAUUAAGGGCUACCUUCCUGCAGCAAUUUGACACUGAUCCCCAAUCACAAGACGUGAUGACUUGCAAAAAGCUGUUAACACUCUACGAGUCGUCUUGUACCACUCGCAAAUAUCAAGGUUUUUCACUCUUACAUGAUACUUUCACCUCUCUACUAUCGGUAAUUCCAUUUCAACAGCUUAAUACCACCCCGAACCUAAUUGAAGAAGUUGGACCUACCAUUUCGCAAAGUCUUACAGCUCUUCUUUCAAUGGUGCGGUUUUGUCGAAAAGAAUCCGCAUCAAAAAAUGCCCCGAAUAUGCCGUUAGUGUGGUUGACAAUCGAUGAGAAUAUAGGUUGCAGCUUGCGUCGUUUGAGCGAAGCUUUAUCCAGUCUCGGUAUCCACACUAAUCAAACACUUGUGCACUUAAAACACCUCUUCCAUUCAAUUAGUGCCAAAAGCCUUCAAUUGCUUACUUUGUUAAUUGAGCGGGCACUGGAUAUAGCGGAUGAACGUGGUUCAGGAAGUGAAGACAAGUACCAAGAUGCGAUUGAGAGUUUGAACGCUACACCCAAUCUUCUUCCAUCAGAGCAAAGCUCGAUCACUUUUUUGACCAAUCCAAUGGCUGAUUAUAAUGUCGCAAGAGAGAUGUGUGAGCUACAUCGGUUGAGAAGCCGAAUCAUGGCGGAUAGCGAGAAGCCCACUCCCACGAGAAUUGAAGCUGCAGCUUUGAUCGAGGCAGAUGCUAAUAGUUGA
Lachancea sp. 'fantastica' is the source of this 3333-nucleotide messenger RNA. The record is from the annotation of a GenBank genome assembly. Lineage: Eukaryota; Fungi; Ascomycota; Saccharomycetes; Saccharomycetales; Saccharomycetaceae.